AUGGCCGACGCUCUCAAAGCCGAGGGCAACAAAGCCUUCUCUGCCAAGGAUUACGCUACUGCGGUUGAGAAAUUCACCCAGGCCAUCCAGAUUGAGCCCGAGAAUCAGAUCCUCUAUUCCAACCGGUCGGCAGUCUUUGCUGCUCAGUCGCAGUACGAGAAGGCGCUUGAGGAUGCCAACAAGGCGACCGAGAUCAAGCCCGAUUGGUCCAAGGGUUGGGCCCGAAAGGGUGCCGCCUUCCGUGGUCUUGGAGACCUCUUGGCUGCCCACGAUGCCUACGAAGAAGCCCUGAAGAUCGAACCCGGUAACGACCAGGCCAAGUCCGGCUUCAAUGCCGUCAAGCGGGCCAUUGAGGCCGAGGCCCAGGCCGAUGGCGCCCCCGCCGACCCCAUGGGUCUGGGUGGCAUCUUCAACGACCCCCAGCUGUUCCAGAAACUCGCCAGCAACCCCAAGACCUCCGCUCUGCUCGCGGACGGUGAGUUCAUGGCCAAGUUGAAGCGUGUGCAGCAGGACCCCCAGAGUGUUGGUGCCGAGAUCCAGGACCCGCGUUUCCUGCAGGUGAUGAGCGUUCUGCUGGGUAUCGACAUGAGCUUCGGUGCUCCGCCGGAGUCGGCGGGCGGCGCGAAGCCCGAGGCGGAGGAAGACGCCCCGAUGCCCGACGCUCGCCCCCAGAAGAAGGAGCCCGAACCCCAGCCCGAGCCCGAGCCGGAGGAUGAGGAGGCGCUGGCCAAGAAGAAGGCCCAGGAGGCCGGAGACGCGGAGAAGAAGAUUGGCAACGAUUUCUACAAGAAGCGCCAGUUCGACGAGGCCAUCGAACACUACACCAAGGCCUGGGAGCUGCACAAGGACAUCACUUACCUGAACAACACGGCUGCCGCCAAGUUCGAGAAGGGCGACUACCAGGGCGCCAUCGAGACCUGCAAGAACGCGAUCGAGGAGGGCCGUGAGGUCCGCGCCGACUUCAAGACGAUGGCCAAGGCGUUUGGCCGCAUCGGCACGGCGUACGAGAAGCUGGGCGACCUCGCUCAGGCCAUCGAGUACUACAACAAGUCGCUGACCGAGCACCGCACCCCCGAUAUCCUGAACAAGCUCCGCAGCGCCGAGAAGAACAAGGCCAAGGCCGAGAAGGAGGCCUACAUCGACCCCGCCGAGGCCGAGAAGGCCCGCGAGCUGGGCCAGAAGAAGUUCCAGGAGGCCGACUGGCCCGGUGCCGUCGACGCGUUCACGGAGAUGACCAAGCGCGCCCCGCAGGACCCCCGCGGGUUCUCCAACCGCGCCGCGGCGCUGAUCAAGCUGAUGGCGUUCCCGCAAGCGGUGGCGGACUGCGAUGAGGCCACGGCCCGCGACCCCAAGUUCAUCCGUGCUUACGUGCGCAAGUCGCAGGCACUGGUGGCGAUGCACGAGUACAACAAGGCCCUGGAUGCGUGCACCGAGGCGUCGGAGCACGACGACGGCAAGCACGCUCGGGAGAUUGAGCAGCAGCAGCAGAAGUGCCUGGACGGACAGUUCAGCGCGCGCGCCGGCGAGACCGAGCAGCAGACCAUGGAGCGGAUCCAAAAUGAUCCUGACAUCAUGGCCAUCCUGCAAGACCCCGUCAUGCAGAGCAUCCUCCAGCAGGCCAAGACCGACCCGGCUGCCCUCCAGGAGCACAUGAAGAACUCGCAAGUGCGGACUCAGAUCCAGAAGCUGAUGGCGGCGGGUGUGAUCCGUCUUGGGCGGUAA
This is a messenger RNA of Aspergillus candidus, 1722 nucleotides long. It is a transcript of the gene sti1, whose product is annotated as Hsp90 cochaperone STI1. The transcript has 4 exons. NCBI's taxonomy places the organism in Eukaryota, Fungi, Ascomycota, Eurotiomycetes, Eurotiales, Aspergillaceae. Bases 1 to 1722 code for a protein of 573 amino acids. The record is from RefSeq and is a predicted model, not a curated record. Gene Ontology annotation, molecular function: Hsp90 protein binding.